CCUUAAAGAAGAAGGAAUCCUACUCCAAUAAGGAGUUGGAAAUUCUCUUUGAGUUCUAUUCAAACAAGGAGAUAGCAAUUUUGUUUAUUCCUUCCUAAGUUUCAAUCAUGUCAAGCGUUGAUGACAAAUCAACCCCUAAAAGCCACCAUGUGGAUGAAUCCUUCAUGCUCAAAGCAAUGCAACAACAAUUUCAAAGGCUUAACAUCAUGUUUGGUGAGAUUAAAGACAAAAUGGAGAAGAAUGAUGCUAAUGAUGAUUUUGAUGACGAUUAUAAAGAUGCAUUCAACAAUGGCGCCCAGAACUCAAAUUUCAGCAUGGAUAGAAUUAUGAGAGGUAGAGGGGGCCAAAGAGAGCAAAACCUGAUAAGGUGGGGAGAUCGGCAAGAUCGUGACUUAGGUAGCAUCAAGAUGAAGAUUCCUCCGUUUCAAGGCAAGAAUGAUCCAAAUUUGUAUUUAGAGCCUACUCAAGGGUCCAGAAGCGUUGAGGAUUAUCACAAGGAGAUGGAAAUCGCAAUGGUUAGAGCGAAUGUCGAAGAGGAUAGAGAAGAAACAAUGGCAUGGUUUCUGCAUGGUGUAAAUCGUGAUAUAGCUAAUGUGGUGGAACUGCAGCAUUAUGUUGAAUUAGAGGAUAUGGUGCACAUGGCAAUGAAAGUGGAAAGGCAAUUCAAGCGUAAAGGUGCCACCACUAGAACUGGGCAAAACUCAAGUUCCUCAUCUUCUUGGAAACUGAAUUGGAGCAAAAAGGAAGAAAAUUCUGUUUUUAAGCCUAAAACUGCAGCAUCUAAAGAAGAUGGAGAAAUUGAAACUGAGGGUGAAUUUGAUGAUGAAUCUAUGCCACCAUUAGAAGAUGCUAAUGAUGGUGUGGAAUAUGCUGUUGAUGGAGAACUGCUCGUCACCAGGCAAGCUUUGAAUGUGCAAGCCAAAGAAGAUGAUGAAGUACAACGUGACAAUAUAUUUCACAUGAGGUGCCAUGUCAAAAACAAGGUAUGUAGUGUGAUUAUUGAUGGUGGUAGUUGUAUUAAUGUAGCUAGCAUUGUGUUAGUUGAAAAGCUUAAUUUACCUAUGACGAAGCAUCCAAGGCCAUAUAAGCUGCAAUGGUUAAACGGUUGUGGAGAAAUCAAGGUAAAUAAGCAAGUUCUGGUUUCAUUCUCUAUUGGAUGAUAUAAGGAUGAGGUACUUUGUGGCGUGGUUCCUAUGCAUGCUGGACAUUUACUUUUAGGGAGACCAUGGCAAUAUGAUAUGAGGGUAACACAUGAUGGCUUCAAAAAUCGCUAUUCAUUUGUCAUGAAGGAGAAAACAAUUACUCUUGCUGUAAUAUCCCAAAAUUUUGGGGAUAUUUUAGCAUUAAAUAAGGGACUUAUAU
This is a messenger RNA of Rubroshorea leprosula, 1362 nucleotides long. NCBI's taxonomy places the organism in Eukaryota, Viridiplantae, Streptophyta, Magnoliopsida, Malvales, Dipterocarpaceae. The record is from the annotation of a GenBank genome assembly.